AUGGUACGUCUUCCGCCAUUUUCGUCCCAUUGUCGCUUGAUCUCAAUCAGAAGGUUCAGAGUGUCGCUUUCGGACGGAGAAGAGCCCACUUCCCCAGUUGAAGAGGUCGCCGCGGCCGACGAGGUCGAAGUCUCUGGCGAUGCUGGCGCCUCCGGUGGUUCCAUGUCUGUCCUCGACGCCUUGAAAGGUGUCCUCAAACUCGCCCUCAUCCACGACGGCCUUGCCCGCGGCCUGCGCGAAGCCUCAAAAGCCCUCGACCGGCGCCAGGCGCACAUGUGCGUCCUCAACGAAGCCUGCGAGGAAGAAGCGUACAAGAAGCUCGUCAUCGCGCUGUGCUCGGAGCACAAGAUCCCCCUGAUCAAGGUGCCCGACGGGAAGAUGCUGGGCGAGUGGGCUGGUUUGUGCGUCCUCGACCGUGAGGGCAACGCCCGGAAGGUCGUCAACUGCUCAUGCGUCGUCGUGCGCGACUGGGGUGAAGAGAGCCAGGAGCGCAACGUCCUCUUGAAUUACUUCCAGACCGAGCAGUAG
Messenger RNA from Cladophialophora yegresii CBS 114405, 528 nucleotides. RefSeq names its product small subunit ribosomal protein S12e. Gene Ontology annotation, molecular function: structural constituent of ribosome. The transcript is spliced from 3 exons. The record is from RefSeq and is a predicted model, not a curated record. Gene Ontology annotation, cellular component: cytosolic small ribosomal subunit; ribosome. Bases 1 to 528 code for a protein of 175 amino acids. NCBI's taxonomy places the organism in Eukaryota, Fungi, Ascomycota, Eurotiomycetes, Chaetothyriales, Herpotrichiellaceae. Gene Ontology annotation, biological process: translation.